Molecule: messenger RNA, 1740 nt
Organism: Chaetura pelagica (chimney swift)
Lineage: Eukaryota; Metazoa; Chordata; Aves; Apodiformes; Apodidae
Gene: NSUN6
Product: NOP2/Sun domain family, member 6
Exons: 11
Coding region: 1-1407 (468 amino acids)
Biological process (GO): RNA methylation
Molecular function (GO): RNA binding; methyltransferase activity
Source: RefSeq, a predicted model, not a curated record
AUGUCUUUUUUCCCAAAAAUCUCUUUCCAACGUGAAGUUGAAGAGUAUCUCACCAAAGUUUUCAGAAAUAAUGAGCUUGUUGCUGCUUUAGGUACACAGGAGGUGGAGAGUAAAUAUCAGUCACUGUUAAGUCAUCUAUCUCAUCCACCAGCUUUCACAAGUGUUAGAGUUAAUACCCGCUUGGCCUCGGUGAAACAUGUGAAAAAAUUGCUGUUUGAAGAGAUCCAGAAGCAAUUCAAAGGACUAUGUGUUCCAGUUCUUGAGCACCCAAAACUCCAGGACAUCUUAUUAAUUCCUGUCAUUGGACCCAGGCGAGAUUUAAAAAAACAUGCAUCUGAAGUCAUUGUUGGAGCCCCUUGUGGAUAUGCAGUACUUCGAGGAGCACAUGUUUAUGUCCCUGGCAUCACAUCUACCUCAAAAUUUAUGAAAGCUGGAGAUCUAGUCUCAGUGUAUUCAGAUAUUGAAGGGAAAUGUAAAAGAGGAGCCAAAGAAUUUGAAGGAGUCAAAGUUUUCCUUGGAAAUGGGAUUGCAGAACUGAGUCGCAGUGAAAUCUUCAGUUCAAGUGGCCCAUUGAAUGGAAUGGGUGUAAGAAUGAUAGAACCAGUCUACCUUAGUCCUUCCUUUGACAGUGUGCUCCCUAAUCAUUUGUUUUUACAGAACUUGCCUUCUGUGGUUGUGAGCCAUAUUUUGAAUCCUCAACCAGGAGAGAGAAUUUUGGAUAUGUGUGCUGCACCUGGAGGAAAAACAACCCAUAUUGCAACAUUAAUGCAUGACCAGGGUGAAGUAAUAGCCAUGGACAAGAUAGCUAAUAAGGUCAAAAAAAUUAAGCAGAAUGCUGAAUUGCUACAGCUGAAUUGCAUUAAGAUAUUUUGCUACGAUGGAACAAAGGCACUUUCAGUUGAGAAGAGAGAGGAUGAACAAGGACCUCCAUUCUUACCAGAGUCGUUUGAUCGAAUUCUUCUCGAUGCUCCAUGUAGUGGGAUGGGACAGAGACCAAACAUGGCUUAUUCCUCAACUUUAAAGGAAGUGACCUCUUACCAGCCACUGCAGCGCAAGCUUUUCACGGUGGCAGUGAAAUUGCUGAAGCCUGGAGGUGUUUUAGUAUAUAGUACAUGUACAAUCACACUCUCUGAAAAUGAGGAGCAAGUUGCUUGGGCCCUGAAAACUUUUCCAUGUCUCCAGCUUCAGCCACAGGAACCUCAUAUCGGAGGUGAAGGCAUGAGAGGAGCUGGACUGUCACUUGAUCAGUUGAAACUGCUGCAGAGAUUUGACCCAUCUACUGUGACAUUGCAAGGAAUGGAUAUUGAUUCUUUACAAGAUUCCAGGGAAGAUGAUCUAAUUUCACUGGCAAAUAAGGACUGUAUAGGAUUUUUUAUUGCAAAAUUUAUUAAACUGAACAGUAAAUAAGCAUUUAGGAAUGCAACCUGAAAAAAUACAUCUGUGAGCCCAAGAACAGCUCAGAUGUGAAGUGUGUUUUUUCCUGCUGCUAUGUUGCCAAGCCAACGGGCUGACGGCAGGGUUGCUAUGGCAGCAAUAAAAUCUGCCAGCUGUUCUGCUGGGAAGGAGCCACAGGUUGCAGAAAGAAAGUCAUGGUUGGGGGAAGGGCAGUAUCAUUUUUAAGUCUCCAUUUGCUUUUGUAUUUACAGCAGGUCAGUGCACAAAUUAUAAGUCCGUCCACUCAUAUGCUGCCUGUUUUAUCUCAUGUGAUUCACUUACCUAGUGUAGCAAGAGUAGGGACAG